CCUCUACGUCGGCUGCUUAUCCAUACCCUAGCCAUCCGAACCCCACACCUCAUCAAAUAUUUCACUUAUCCCCGGGAGCGUCUCAGAAAGAGAUCAAAGAAAGGUACUACGACCUGGUCCGCGCUCACCAUCCGGAUUCGCCUUCUUGCCGUCAUCUUCCGUCUUCCGAACGACAUCACCGCUUCCAAUCUAUAUCGUCUGCAUAUGACGUCCUACGCGGACGUAGACCCUUGCACGACUCGCACACCCGCAUGUGGCGCUCCCCGGACAUGGCUGCAGAACUGGAGCGGCGGCGGGCGUACUAUCAGCGCACGUACAGGGCGGAGAGGAAGGACCAGUGGGGCGAUGAAUUCGCUGCGAGGCACGGAGGUGGACGGGACUGGAGCUGGGAUGCGGACGACGCAUGGAAAGACAAGGUGAUCAUCGCCGGCGGGCUCGUGUCCCUGGUCAUUGGCCUUGGGCCGAUCUUUGUGUGGAACCCUAUGCAAAUGACGGAGAAGCGACAUCUUGCUGCGGCUGCCAACCUUGCGGAGGCGCGCCGCGAGGCCCGAGAAUACGGCUUCGAGAGGCGAAGGGAGAUUCGCCGGCGAGUCAAGGAGAUGGAAUACGAAGACAAGAGGCUGAAGGAAACGUGCAUGGAGCCAGAUAUUGCAGCGCCGAAAAGCUGAUCGCAAGUUCGUAGACGCGAGUCGACUUAUCACGCUUCCCUAGUAUGUACUCUAUAUCUCACUCUGUAUUCAUACACGUGUAUCUUUAUUGCGAGAUUCUCGAAUUCUGAAGGUUAGACGCCGU
Punctularia strigosozonata HHB-11173 SS5 is the source of this 792-nucleotide messenger RNA. RefSeq lists its product as uncharacterized. The transcript is spliced from 3 exons. The record is from RefSeq and is a predicted model, not a curated record. NCBI's taxonomy places the organism in Eukaryota, Fungi, Basidiomycota, Agaricomycetes, Corticiales, Punctulariaceae. The coding region runs from base 252 to 668 and encodes 138 amino acids.